This is a messenger RNA of Chiloscyllium plagiosum (whitespotted bambooshark), 957 nucleotides long. NCBI's taxonomy places the organism in Eukaryota, Metazoa, Chordata, Chondrichthyes, Orectolobiformes, Hemiscylliidae. The record is from RefSeq and is a predicted model, not a curated record.
AAAAAAAAAAAUCAGAAUAAUAGUCCUCUCAAACCAGAUAGUGAAAGAGAGUCCUGGCUGGCACCAAUCCUUCAGUCUGCGCUGGCCCAUGGCUCCCGACUGCACCAGACUUCACCUCCAGAUGUUGACGUUGUCAGACCGCCCUGGAAUCCCCUCAAGACGAGAAGUUCGCAAUCAGCCGAAAGAUCACCGUGGGCCACUGAAAGACCACUACGCUGGGCCAAGAGACCACCACAUUCCACCAAACGGCCACCGCGCCGAGACAGGAAGCCGCCCGCGCCAGGAAAACAAAGGAUUUUCCUCUUCCAGUUACUAAGGGGCCUGGCUUACUGUCAUAGCCGUAAAGUGCUGCACCGAGACCUGAAACCUCAGAACCUCCUGAUCAGUGACAGGGGAGAACUCAAGCUCGCUGACUUUGGAUUGGCUCGAGCCAAGUCUGUUCCUACAAAGACCUACUCAAAUGAAGUGGUGACGCUGUGGUACCGUCCUCCAGAUGUUCUCCUGGGCUCAACAGAAUACUCUACACCCAUUGACAUGUGGGGCGUCGGCUGCAUAUUUUAUGAGAUGGGAACAGGCCGUCCGUGUUUCUCAGGAUCUACGGUCGAGGACCAGUUACAUUUGAUAUUCAGGAUUCUGGGAACUCCAACUGAGGAGACAUGGUCAGGAAUCUCGACUCACGAACAGUUCAGCGCUUAUCAUUUCCCGAGAUACAAGGCAGAACCUCUUAUCAACCAUGCCCCCAGGUUGGACACGGAUGGCAUUGACUUACUUUCCAAACUACUUCAGUUCGAAGGCAAGCGCAGGAUCACAGCGCAGCAAGCUGUCCGGCAUCACUACUUCCAAAGUUUUGGACCGGCAAUCUUGGAGCUGGAUGACAGUGAGUACAAUUCUGAUCCCUCCUCUGGGCACUUCACACCCACAAACACAGACUUCAUUCGGUGAUAUGAGAAGGGGAAU